AUGAAUUGCCUCUGCAGAAGAAAAAAAAGGUGUUCGUACCAGAGUCACGGGGGCAGCGACAAGAACGGCGCCGGGGGCAGCGGGCGUGACGUCAAUGCCGUGAAACCGGACGCUAACCAAUACUCUGGGCCGCAAUUCGACCCGGAAACGCCCAGGAACGUGACGGCGCUGGAAGGAAAAUCGGCGUAUUUGACAUGCAAAGUCAAGAGUUUGGACAACAAAACGGUGUCGUGGAUAAGGCACAGAGACAUACACAUACUGACGGUGGGCGCGUACACGUACACCAGUGACCAGCGGUUCCAAGCCAUUCACCACAGGUCACACUCGGACCAAUGGACGUUGCACAUCAAAUGGGCUCAGAAGAGAGACGCAGGCAUUUACGAGUGCCAAGUGAGCACGCAACCGGUGAGAAGCAUAUUCGUCACGCUGAACGUCGUCGACGAUAAACCGCCGCCCUCGGACAGCGACGAUAGUUUACUAGACAUGAUGAUAAGAGACGGAGACUUUACAAAAGUGCCGUCUGCUUCGAUUUCCGGUGGUCCGGACAUUCACGUGAACGAAGGCAGUACCAUUAAUCUGACGUGCGUCGUGAAGUUCAGCCCUGAGCCGCCGUCUUACAUCUUCUGGUACCAUUACGACGAGGUGAUCAGCUACGAUUCGGUUCGCGGUGGCGUUAGCGUGGUCACAGAAAAGGGAGACGUGACGGUCAGUUACCUGCUCAUACAGGAUGCGGUGCAAGCUGAUUCUGGCAAGUACACGUGCAAUCCGUCGAACGCAGACUUGUCCAGCGUGGUCGUACACGUCCUAAACGGCGAGAGUCCUGCGGCCAUGCAGACCGGUUCGGCCGGCUUAUCCAACAGUUCCAUCACGAUACUGUGCGUGAUGAUCCUGAGCUGGACGUUCACCAGGACCGACGAUCAGCUGAGAUAA
Macrosiphum euphorbiae (potato aphid) is the source of this 930-nucleotide messenger RNA. The record is from the annotation of a GenBank genome assembly. Lineage: Eukaryota; Metazoa; Arthropoda; Insecta; Hemiptera; Aphididae.